CAUUUCACAGCAAAUUUUUAUCACAGGUGCUAAAUAUCAUUGUAUUGAUCAAGUCGGUCUUCACUAUAUAGUCCCCAUCAGAGCUCAAGUUUCAACACAAACUUCUCAAUAAUCAAAACUUUUCACCUUUCUUAUAAAUACCAACUUAUAUAUUUCAAAAUUGUAGAUCCUUAUCUCUGAAAUAUGGCUAUGGUUACAAUGUUAGGCGCAGAAUACCCGGUUGUGAUAUUUAGCAAAAGCUCAUGUUGCAUGUGUCACAGCAUCAAGACAUUGAUCUCCAACUUUGGUGCAAAUCCAGUAGUUUACGAGCUGGAUGAACUGCCCAAUGGGAAGCAGAUGGAAAGAGAGCUCAAAGCAUUAGGAAGAAAGCCAGUUGUGCCAGUUAUUUUUAUAGGAAAAGAGUUAAUAGGUGGUCCUAAUGAAGUCAUGAGCCUCCAUGUCAAGGGAAAGCUUGUUCCACUGCUCUUGCAAGCUAAAGCUAUAUGGUUAUAAUCUGUAACUAAAUUACUGUACUAAGAUGAGUACGCUCUGGUUGAUAGUGUUAUUUUACUAUUGAUUAAGAGCGACGGCCUUUUUGUAACUGUGAGGAAAGUGGCCUUGGAUUGAAUAAUAUAUGAGACCUUGAGACUUAUA
Messenger RNA from Daucus carota subsp. sativus, 633 nucleotides. Its product is annotated as monothiol glutaredoxin-S2. The record is from RefSeq and is a predicted model, not a curated record. The coding region runs from base 184 to 492 and encodes 102 amino acids. The transcript has a single exon. Lineage: Eukaryota; Viridiplantae; Streptophyta; Magnoliopsida; Apiales; Apiaceae.